Equus caballus (horse) is the source of this 3840-nucleotide messenger RNA. It is a transcript of the gene TTC5, whose product is annotated as tetratricopeptide repeat domain 5. Gene Ontology annotation, molecular function: protein binding. The record is from RefSeq and is a predicted model, not a curated record. Lineage: Eukaryota; Metazoa; Chordata; Mammalia; Perissodactyla; Equidae.
GAUGGCUGAUGAAGAGGAAGAAGUUGAGCAGAUCUUACAGAAAUUGCAGUUGCAAAGUGUUUCCCCCUCCUGACUCUGGUAUGUGAAGUGCUUAGUCAUAUUGGAAGCCCUAUUGGGGCUGGGAGAGAGAACUAUCAUCAUGCUGCAGAGACUGGCAUGGGACAACGUGAGAGUGGGCCUGGGACACUGGCUACUUUCCCUCAGGAUCUGUGGCAUUUUGAGAGACCUGUCCACCUGCUUCUUGUUUCAUUCCUAGGAACUGGUAGAUCAGCUCUAUUCAUUUCGAGACUGCUAUUUUGAGACUCAUAGUGUUGAGGAUGCUGAGAGGAAGCAAGAGGAUGUGCGGGAGGAGAUGGAGAAGACCCUGCAGCAGAUGGAGGAAGUAGUGGGUUCUGUCCAGGGCAAAGCACAGAUUCUAAUGCUAACUGGGAAGGCACUGAAUGUGACUCCUGACUAUAGCCCUAAGGCUGAGGAGCUUCUUUCAAAGGCUGUGAAGCUGGAGCCCAACCUGGUGGAAGCCUGGAACCAGCUGGGUGAGGUGUACUGGAAGAAGGGGGAUGUUGCAGCUGCCCACACCUGCUUCUCAGGAGCCCUCACCCAUUGUAAGAACAAAGUCUCCCUUCAAAACCUGUCAAUGGUGCUUCGCCAGCUGCGGACUGAUGCUGGAGAUGAGCAUUCUCGCCAUGUCAUGGACAGUGUCCGACAGGCUAAGUUGGCUGUGCAGAUGGAUAUCCAUGAUGGCCGCUCCUGGUAUAUUCUGGGGAAUGCAUACCUUUCUCUUUACUUCAAUACUGGCCAGAACCCUAAGAUCUCCCAGCAAGCCCUCAGUGCCUAUGCCCAAGCAGAGAAGGUUGACAGGACAGCUUCCAGCAAUCCUGAUCUUCAUCUGAACAGGGCAACGUUACAUAAAUAUGAAGAGAAUUACGGGGAGGCCCUGGAGGGCUUCUCUCGGGCUGCAGCGCUGGAUCCUGCUUGGCCAGAGCCUCAGCAACGAGAGCAGCAGCUCCUGGAAUUCCUGAAUAGAUUAACCAGCCUCCUUGAGAGCAAGGGAAAGGUUAAGACCAAAAAGUUGCAGAGCAUGCUGGGAAGCCUGCGCCCAGCCCAUCUAGGCCCUUGUGGUGUUGGGCGCUAUCAGUCAGCCUCUGGGCAGAAGGUGUCCCUGGAGCUCAAGCCUCUGAGUGCGCUGCAGCCUGGUGUGAACAGCGGUGCUGUGGUCCUGGGAAAGGUGGUGUUCAGCCUGACCACAGAGGAGAAAGUCCCCUUUACCUUUGGCCUAGUAGAUUCAGAUGGACCUUGCUAUGCAGUGAUGGUGUAUAAUAUGGUGCAGAGUUGGGGAGUGCUCAUUGGGGACUCUGUAGCCAUCCCUGAGCCCAACCUUCGGCUUCACCAAAUUCAGCACAAAGGAAAGGACUAUUCCUUUUCCAGUGUUCGUGUGGAGACACCCCUCCUGCUAGUGGUGAAUGGGAAGCCUCAGGGCUCCAGCAGCCAGGCUGCUGCCACAGUGGCAUCGCGGUCACAGUGUGAAUGACCUUCCUUGACUUGCAUGUUAAAGAGGCAGUGGAAGCGAGGAGAUAAGCUCAGGGGCACCCAGCAGCCGGACCAGCCAUAUCCAGUGACUCAACCGGAAUGGGGGGAUGUUUAAGAUGACAACCUUCCCUUCCUGUGCCCUGUAAGACACUUUGUGUCCAUUCUUUCUCCUGUGCUGGUCCAGUACUCUCUGGGGCCACAUAGUCCACUGGUGUAUUUCUCCUGCCUCUUUUGUUGCUCUUCUGCGUUUUAGGUAAAGAGCAUGGAAUUGGGAUCUUGCCAUGGGACAGAGUCUCCAAGGUUCCUGUUCUUGCCUCCUUCCUGAGCCUCAUGUGUAUAUAUCAUUUCAGUAUUUAUUGCUAAGGGAGGGGGCUUAAUUUUUUUAUGGCUUGGUUUUUGAGCAAUUUUAAUUUUAUUUUUGAAAUUUACAACCUUCCCCUUCUUUGGGGCUGGAUCAGAAUUAAAUUUGUUUGGAAGAAAAUUACUGUGUACUUUGGCCUGCUUUAUUCUUUCCAGGCUUGGAUUCUUGCUUUUAGGAUCACUUCAAUCCAUUAGAGUAAUCCCUCCCGCUUUUUUUUCUUUAUACAAAAUAGUUUAUUUCUCUCCCACUUAAAAGAAUACUGGCAAAGGGCAGCCCAGGGCAGGAAUGACAGCUCCGCAAGGUCGUUGGGAACCAGCUUCCUUCCAUUUCCCCAUUGUGUCGUCCCUAGGGGUGAUCCUCAUCAUGCUCCAAGAUGACAUCAGUACUGUUCUAAUAGUGUUACCAGGCUGAAAGACUAGAGCGAACUAUAUAUUCAGUUUCUUUAGAUUUUAAUGGUACAUUUUAUAACAGUUUCUGUUAAAAUCCUUGUGGAAAAAUGGGACAGUGUGAGGGAAGAUUAAUGACCAACUGAGUGGUUUUAACCAGAGAGUACAUUAAUGGAUACAGAUUAAUUUGGAAGACUUUUAGUCAUAUGGCUCAGGUUUUUGUCCUUGGUCCAGUCCUGUUCAACUCUUGAUCAGUGACUUGAAAAUCACUGAUGAUUUAUUCGAUUUAUAAAGUGUGUAAGAUGCAGAGGACCCUUCAGAGAAUAGAUGAUAGACUAAGCAUCUAUCUAAAGAUGUUAUAAGGGCUGAAUUUAAAAUUUUGAAGUCCAUUCUUUUGGUCCCAAAGGCCAACUUUCUGAGGUGUAUCUUCAACAUCAUGUAUGAAAAAUUACUGGAAGUUUUAGUAGGCAAGAUAAAGUCAGUAUGAGUAACCACUGUGAUAGAGUUGCAAAAAACACUCUUUUUAGACUGUACCAAUGAAUCUUGUAGCCAGAGAGAGAUUUUAAUACAGUGUCUUUAAGAUCACAUGUGGAGCCUUGUAUCAAAUUCUUGUGGUUGAUUUUGAGGGCUACAGUCAUGGAAAAGUGAUCAGAAACUUGAGGGGGUGUAGAAUAUCUUGAGAAAUGGUUGGAAGCAACUGGGGAAGUGGGGGGUGGGCAAAGUGUGUGCAUUAGAGUCAGAGAGAUGAGAUCCAAUAACUGUUCCCCUUUUACUCAAGUCCUGAGAUAAUUUGACAUGUUCUGUGUUGGGUUAGGCAAUAGAAAAAUGGCCAGUAGCUGGUAGAAGCAGAACUUCAAAGAUUUAAUGAUUAAAUAUAUGUACAAAUGAGUAUGCAAAAUGUGUAUAUACAGUUGAAAGAGUAAGUAGAAUACUUUUGAAAAUGUCCAUCUGGCUUAAAAACUAGAAUAUCACUAGUAUCUUAGAAGCCCUGUAUGUCUCUCCAUGAUCUCAUCUCAUUUGUUUUCACAGCUGUAUAAUAUCUCAUUGUAAGAUUAUGGCACAAUUUAUUCAUCCUACCAUUAAAAGAUACUUGUUUUUUGUUGUUGUUAUCAAGGUAGUAUAUUAUUAAUAUUCUGUACAUGUCCUAAUGUGUAUGUGUAAGAGUUUCUUUUAUAGCAAUGGUUCUCAAAGAGUGGUCCCCAGACCAACAGCAUCAGCAUCACCUGGAACUUCUUAGAAAUGCAAAUUCUCAGGUCCCAACCCCUGAGUUAGAAAUUCUGGGGAAGAGUCCAGCAAUCUGUGUUUAACAGACUCUCCAGGUGAUUCUGAUGCACUCUAACAUGCAAAAACCACUGUUUCAGAGUAUUGGCACAAGAAUGGAAAUGCUGGGUAAUAGAGUAUACACAUGCUCAACUUUUUUGAGAAAUACCAAACGUUUCCAAAGUGGUCGUACCAAUUUAUGUGUUUGCUAUCAGUGGAUGAUUUUUCCUAAUGCUCCUCAUCCUCUUCUACAUUUGAUGUUGUCUUACUUUUUAGAGAUUGCAAAUAUAGGAGAUUUAAAUGAUA